Messenger RNA from Ziziphus jujuba (common jujube), 1549 nucleotides. RefSeq lists its product as uncharacterized. Gene Ontology annotation, cellular component: nucleus. The transcript has 2 exons. NCBI's taxonomy places the organism in Eukaryota, Viridiplantae, Streptophyta, Magnoliopsida, Rosales, Rhamnaceae. Bases 83 to 1375 code for a protein of 430 amino acids. The record is from RefSeq and is a predicted model, not a curated record.
AUACAAAACGAGACGAUGCCUAACCAAUUCUGAACCAAAAAAAAAAAAAAAAAUCCUUCCGCUUCCUUCACUUCUUUCCCCAAUGGAUUCUCUGCUCGCCAACUAUGCCUCUUCGGACGACGAAGAAGUAGAAGAGCAACAACGACCUGCAAAACGCACAGCUUUAGAAUCCGAUUCGGGCCCUGGAAAUAGCACUGCUCAUUCAACCUCUUCUCUUUUCUCGUCUCUCCCACAACGCAAAUCCUCUUCUCUCUUCCAAUCCCUUCCUCUCCCAAAGCAAAGCCUCCCAAACCCCUUAGCUUCGAAGCCCAAACCUGUUCUUGAUGAUGAUGAGGAUGGUGAAGAACCAUAUUCAAAACCCUCCUCCAGAUCCAGCGAAACUGCCCCUAAAUCCUCUUCUUCUUCUUCUUCUUUGUUCUCGAAGCUUCCUCAGCCCAAAUCCCAAUUUCCACAGCAGCAGCCCUCUCCGAUUCUUUCGACCUCAGAGCCCAAUACCAAAAGGGUCAUCCAGUUCAAGCCUCCCGUUGUAACCUUGAAAUCGAGCGAGCUCGAUGAUGACGACGACGAAGACGACCGAGAGAAGGAAAAGAAGAAUGAGACCGACCCGUUACAAACGAAGUCGGUGGCGUCUUUUCUAUCGAGCAUUCCUGCGCCCAAGAAUUCCUCUACGCUGGGUGUUCUUCCUUCCUCGGGAUCGGGACGGAGAGCGAUAGUAGUCGAAACCCAAGUCUCUGCUUCGAAUUCUGGUGGUUCUGCGGCCGAGAACGAUAGGGAAAUCGAUCAAAAUUCUGGGAGUCUUGCAAAUUAUAAUAAUCCUGCGAAUCAUGGACAGGUUGAUAGUUAUGGGGAUUAUCAAAAUGCAGUACAAGAUGCGAGCUUCGUUGAUUAUGGGAAUUACCAUUCGAAUUUUGAUCAAAAUGUGAAUGUUGGUGUUAGUGGUCAAAUGGGAUCGGAAAUUGGUGUUGCGGAUGGUUCAGGUUAUGGAAAUUAUGAGGGUUAUGGAAGCUAUGUUGAUUAUGGGCAAUACACAAAUAGUGUGGCUGAUGGUUCUGAGGUAUCGAUAAUGUGUGAAAGUGAGCUUAGAGUGAAUGGAAAGAGAGGGAGGGAUAAGAUUCCUACAGAAAUAGUUGAGGUUAAGCAAGAUGAGUUGAUGAAGAAUCGUCCCAGGGAAGACCAGGCCAAGUUAACCGGAAUAGCUUUUGGUCCUGCUUAUCAGCCUGCUUCGACCAAGGGGAAGCCUUCAAAGCUGCAUAAGAGAAAGCAUCAGAUCGGUUCUUUAUACUUUGACAUGAAGCAGAAGGAGACGGAAUUAGCAGAGCGUCGCUCACGAGGCUUCCUCACAAAAGCUGAAACGCAAGCAAAGUAUGGUUGGUGACUUGGGAUACCAUUACUUUUUUUGUUCUUUGUGAUGUUGUUGUGUAAUUGUAUUUCAAAUUAGUGGACGUCAAAAGCGAAAAUUUUUCGGGUUGUUUGUUAACUUCGUAGCAGUUGGGAUUUUAUCUGUUCUCCGCAAGCUAAAAAUUGAGGCUGGUUAAGGAUUAUUUUGCCA